Messenger RNA from Penicillium alfredii, 1596 nucleotides. Its product is annotated as alpha-amylase. The record is from RefSeq and is a predicted model, not a curated record. The transcript is spliced from 7 exons. The coding region runs from base 1 to 1596 and encodes 531 amino acids. NCBI's taxonomy places the organism in Eukaryota, Fungi, Ascomycota, Eurotiomycetes, Eurotiales, Aspergillaceae. Gene Ontology annotation, biological process: carbohydrate metabolic process. Gene Ontology annotation, molecular function: calcium ion binding; hydrolase activity, hydrolyzing O-glycosyl compounds.
AUGUUAUCCUUCCUCAAUGGCUGCCUCAAGAUCCGGCGAAAGGCCAAAAAAUGGAGAGAAAUUGAAGACAUUACCGCACACCUCGAAAAGCUGCCGCUGGAAAGUGGUAGCGAGAACAUGCUCAUAAUACAGGGCUUCGAAUGGCACGUGCCGAGUGACCAGCGCCACUGGCAACGCCUUCGAAAAGCACUGCCCAGCUUAAAAGAGAUCGGCGUGGACAAUAUAUGGAUUCCGCCCGGCUGCAAAGGCAUGGACCCGUCGGGUACGGGAUAUGAUGUCUAUGAUCUGUAUGAUCUGGGAGAGUUCGAUCAAAAGGGAACCCGGGCGACGCGAUGGGGCCCGAAAGAGGACUUGCAGGCGCUUGUACGAGCUGCGCAGAAUAUCGGCAUAGGCAUUUAUUGGGAUACAGUCUUGAACCACAAGGCCGGGGCGGACUGUACCGAGAAGUUCCUAGCCGUAAAAGUUGAUCCUAACCAGCGAAACACUGAGCUCUCAGAGCCAGAGAAUAUUUCUGGUUGGGUGGGAUUUGACUUUGAAGGCCGGGGUGGGAGAUACAGCGCCAUGAAAUAUCAUUGGCAGCAUUUUACAGGAGUCGACUGGGAUGAUAUGCGCCAACAGCACGCGAUAUACAAGACUGUUGGGCCAAACAAAGGCUGGUCCAAGGAUGUCAGCGACGAGAAAGGCAACUAUGAUUACCUGAUGUUUGCCAAUCUGGACUAUUCCCAGCCCGAGGUGCGAGCUGAUAUCCUGAAUUGGGUUGAGUGGAUCGGGACCGAGCUACCUAUCCGCGGCAUGCGAAUUGACGCAGCUAAACAUUACUCCGCAAAUUUCCAGAGGAUGUUCGUCGAGCAUGUGCGCAAGACUGUCGGCACUGAUUACUUUCUAGUGGGCGAAUACUGGAGAGGAGAGGUGCAACUUCUUCUCAACUACCUCAAGCUAAUGAACUAUGAAUUGUCUUUGUUUGACGUGCCUUUGCUGGGACGCUUGUCAGCUACCUCUCAAGCUGACAAGGGCGAUAUGCGAAGAAUCUUCAAAGGCACCCUGGUGCAGCAGAGCGCGAAGCAUGCAGUCACAUUUGUUGGGAAUCAUGACACGCAACCCGGGCAGUCACUAGAGACCCUCAUUAUGCCGUUCUUCAAGCCUCUCGCCUAUGCGUUGAUUCUUCUCCGAAACCAAGGACAACCAUGUAUCUUUUACGGCGACUUAUACGGGCUCAAUGGUGGACCGCAACCUUGGCCGGGCCCUUCGUGCGGCGGAAAACUUCCAAUACUGAUGCGUGCUCGCAAGCUAUAUGCCUAUGGCGAGCAACGAGAAUACAUGAAUCGAAGGAACUGCAUUGGUUUCGUGCGCUAUGGCGACUAUCAACAUCCUUUCGGUCUCGCAUGCGUCCUCAGUAAUGCAACCGCUUCAUAUAAGCGGAUGUAUGUUGGCCUUGGACAUGCUGGGGAAACAUGGACAGACAUCCUGCAGUGGCGGUCCGAUCUUGUCAUAAUUGACUGUUGUGGCUAUGGAUUAUUUCCUGUCGCUGCCAUGAGUGUCAGUGUCUGGGUCAAUUCCCGGGCACCUGGACGGGACUUUCUCAACGAGCCUUUGUGA